Molecule: messenger RNA, 1584 nt
Organism: Oncorhynchus gorbuscha (pink salmon)
Lineage: Eukaryota; Metazoa; Chordata; Actinopteri; Salmoniformes; Salmonidae
Product: tRNA N(3)-methylcytidine methyltransferase METTL2-like
Exons: 9
Coding region: 40-1203 (387 amino acids)
Molecular function (GO): tRNA (cytidine-N3)-methyltransferase activity
Source: RefSeq, a predicted model, not a curated record
CAACUUCUCUGGACAUUCCUUCCGGUGCGUCAAUUCAACAUGGCAGCGCCCGUUACUGUGGGAGGGAUCGUGGAGCAAAACAUCACUGAAACGGAACAAAUAUUACCAGAAUCCACAUCUGGAGAAGUGAAAAGGCCUCAGUUCGGAACCCGUUUCCUGACAGACCCACGUCAAGUUUUUCAACACAACGCAUGGGACAAUGUGGAGUGGACAGAGGAGCAAGAGGCAGCUGCCAAGAAGAAGGUCCAGGAAAACAGUCAGCCCCUCCCUCAAGAGAAGCAAGAGGACUUUGACUGCCGGGCGAACGAGUACUGGAAUGAAUUCUACACCAUCCAUGAGAAUCGCUUCUUCAAAGACCGCCACUGGCUCUUCACAGAGUUCCCUGAGCUGGCCCCACAGUGUCGCCUCAACCGGGACUCCUGUAUUGGGGACGAUAGAGCUGAGAAGAGUGAACCACAUGGUCUCGAACAGAGCCAGGGCCAAAGCAGUGAAGUCACCCCCCUGGCCCAUGUAGAUGGUGACUACCCUGGAUCCAGUGCCAUGUAUCGCAUACUGGAGGUUGGCUGUGGUGUUGGAAACACUGUCUUUCCCAUUCUGAAGACCAACAAAUGCAACCCUGUUCGCACCUCCAUGUUCCAUGACCCUGUCUUCUUUGUGUGGGACAGUGACCCUGGACUCUUUGUCUACUGCUGUGAUUUCUCCAGCACCGCUGUAGAGCUGGUCAAGGCUAAUUCAGAGUAUGACCCCGGGCGCUGCUAUGCCUUUGUUCAUGACCUGGGUGAUGAGGGCGCUAUUUACCCUUUCCCAGACGCCAGCCUGGAUGUUAUAGUGCUCAUCUUCGUGCUCUCAGCCCUGCAUCCGGACAAGAUGCAGGCCUCCAUCAGCAGACUGGCUCGGCUGCUGAAGCCUGGAGGAGUGCUGCUGCUCAGGGACUAUGGGCGCUAUGACAUGGCACAGCUACGCUUCAAGAAAGGAAGGUGCUUGUCAGAUAACUUUUAUGUCCGUGGUGAUGGAACACGAGUCUAUUUCUUCACUCAAGAUGAGCUACAUGACUACUUCAGUGAAGCGGGUCUGGAGAAGGUCCAGAACAUGGUGGACCGGCGGCUGCAGGUGAACAGAGGCAAGCAGCUGACCAUGUACCGUGUCUGGAUCCAAUGCAAGUACCGCAAGCCUCAUACCCAACCACCAGAGACACAGGAGUGAGCCAGGAACAGCAGAGAGAACACUGUGUGGCUUAUCAUUGAACUAGUGUCUGAGGUAGAUGUGGGACUGCAACCCCUGGGAGGGAUGGAUAGAGUUGGAGAUGGAUUGAGGGGUGAUGUGUGUGCAAUGCACUAGACAUGUUUUGCUAUUGGGUUCCCUCAGCCAUUUGUCUUCACAGCCCUGGCUCAGAAACGGCAUAUAGAAAAGGAUGAUGAGCUAAUGAAACCUGGAAAAAGGUCUGGAAACCCAAUGUUCUAAUGUUUACAUUCAACAGACUGUUUGCCAUUUUUCAUUGUUUUAAGAUUAAUUGUGAUGUAUGAGUUAAAAACAAUUUUUUACAUAAACACUUUCAAGAUGAUUAAAAAACUAUGUGUAAACCCA